AUGGAUGCCAACACAAAAACAAUUUUAUUUUUUGUAGUGUUCUUCAUCGAUUUAUUUUCCCCUAAUAUUUUAUUCGUUUAUGCUCGUGAAAUCGGCAACAAACCGCUAUUUACAUACAAACAAAAAACAGAGAAAGGACCAGCGGAAUGGGGCAAAUUAGACCCUCAAUGGAAAGUUUGUAGCACCGGAAAAAUUCAAUCUCCGAUUGAUCUCACUGACGAAAGAGUCAGUCUUAUUCAUGAUCAAGCCUUGAGUAAACAUUACAAACCAGCUUCGGCUGUAAUUCAAAGUAGAGGACAUGACGUUAUGGUAUCGUGGAAAGGAGAUGGUGGGAAAAUAACAAUACAUCAAACGGAUUAUAAAUUGGUGCAGUGCCAUUGGCAUUCACCGUCUGAGCAUACCAUUAACGGAACUAGCUAUGACCUAGAGCUUCACAUGGUUCACACGAGUGCUAGUGGCAAAACCACUGUGGUUGGAGUUCUUUAUAAAUUAGGUGAACCUGAUGAAUUCCUCACAAAGAUACUAAAUGGAAUAAAAGGAGUAGGGAAAAAAGAGAUAGAUCUAGGAAUCGUGGAUCCUCGAGAUAUUAGAUUUGAAACCAACAAUUUCUAUAGAUACAUUGGCUCUCUCACUAUUCCUCCAUGCACCGAAGGCGUUAUUUGGACCGUCCAGAAAAGGGUAUUAUAUUUUUUUUGUUUCUGUUAUAGAUUAAUUAUCUUCGUUACACCUUACAUAAACAUUUUUUGGAUUUUUGUUUUUGUAUUUUGGUGUAUGCUAAUGUAA
Molecule: messenger RNA, 783 nt
Organism: Arabidopsis thaliana (thale cress)
Lineage: Eukaryota; Viridiplantae; Streptophyta; Magnoliopsida; Brassicales; Brassicaceae
Gene: ACA6
Product: alpha carbonic anhydrase 6
Exons: 5
Coding region: 1-783 (260 amino acids)
Cellular component (GO): chloroplast stroma
Molecular function (GO): carbonate dehydratase activity; zinc ion binding
Source: RefSeq, marked reviewed